This is a messenger RNA of Grus americana (Whooping crane), 1607 nucleotides long. RefSeq names its product RAD23 homolog A, nucleotide excision repair protein (gene RAD23A). The transcript has 9 exons. Gene Ontology annotation, molecular function: damaged DNA binding; proteasome binding; ubiquitin binding. Gene Ontology annotation, cellular component: nucleoplasm; cytosol. NCBI's taxonomy places the organism in Eukaryota, Metazoa, Chordata, Aves, Gruiformes, Gruidae. The record is from RefSeq and is a predicted model, not a curated record. Gene Ontology annotation, biological process: nucleotide-excision repair; proteasome-mediated ubiquitin-dependent protein catabolic process. Bases 138 to 1211 code for a protein of 357 amino acids.
GAGGCGGGCGGGGCUCGUGAGCGUGACGCAAUUCCGGCCGCGCGUCACGUGGCGGAAGCGGCGGGGCGCCUAAGAUGGCGGCGGCGUGAGUUGCAUGUUGUGGGGCCGCCGGGAGGAGCCGCCGCCGCCGCCGCGCCAUGGCGGUGACCGUGACGCUGAAGACGCUGCAGCAGCAGACCUUCAAGAUCCGUAUGGAACCGCACGAAACGGUGCGGGCGCUGAAGGAGAAGAUCGAGGCAGAGAAGGGCAGCGAUGCCUUCCCUGUGGCUGGGCAGAAACUCAUUUACGCCGGGAAGAUCCUGAGUGAUGAUGUACCCAUCCGCGAGUACCGCAUCGACGAGAAGAACUUUGUGGUCGUCAUGGUGACCAAGGCCAAGUCGGUGCUGGGCACCACAGCCCCUGAGGCUGGAGCUGCCAGUGCCUCGGAGCCUCCAGCAGCACCAGGGCCCCCCCCAGCCGCUGAUGCCGUCCCCCCGCCACCGGCCGCCCCCAGUGAGGAGCCGCCAUCCCAUGACCUCCCUCCACUUGCCCUCUCAGAGCCUGCGGCGGGCUCUGUUCCCCCCCCAGGUAGUGCGGGGCGCUCGGCCGACGCAGCCUCCACCCUCGUGACGGGCUCGGAGUACGAGACAAUGCUGACGGAGAUCAUGUCGAUGGGCUACGAGCGGGAGCGGGUGGUGGCCGCGCUGCGCGCCAGCUACAACAACCCCCACCGUGCCGUCGAGUACUUGCUGACGGGCAUCCCCGGCAGCCCCGAGCCCGAGCGCCCACCCGUGCAGGAGAGCCGCCCCCCUGAGCAGCCGGCACCAGAAGGGGAGAACCCCCUGGAGUUCCUGCGGGAGCAGCCCCAGUUCCAGAACAUGCGGCAGGUGAUCCAGCAGAACCCGGCCCUGCUGCCCGCCCUGCUCCAGCAGCUGGGCCAGGAGAACCCCCAGCUGCUCCAGCAAAUCAGCCAGCACCAGGAGCAGUUCAUCCAGAUGCUGAACGAACCGCUGGGGGAGCUGGGCGACCUCGAGGGGGAGAUGGGCGCCAUCGGGGACGAGUCCCCCCAGAUGAACUACAUCCAGGUGACGCCUCAGGAAAAAGAAGCCAUAGAAAGGUUGAAGGCGCUGGGCUUCCCCGAGAGCCUGGUGAUCCAGGCCUACUUCGCCUGCGAGAAGAACGAGAAUCUGGCGGCCAAUUUCCUGCUCAGCCAGAACUUUGACGACGACUGAGGGGGCUGGGGCAGGUGCCCCCCACCCUUCCCCCACCUCUAGGGGGGUGGGGGUGGGGGGUGACACGGGGCCCACGCUGCCUCUUGGCGGGGGGGGGGGGGUUCCUGCUGCAGGGUGGGACAGAGCUCUGCAUGGCCCCCCCAGGGCUGUGGCUCUGUCUUUUGGGGAGGGGAGGGACUGGGACCCCCAUUGGGCCCCAGCCCCACCACCUCCCAAGGGAGCAGCAGGGAUUAGGAGAGCCCCCGGAGCACCUCCACACUGGGGGGGUGCUUGGCCAACUGCUUUCUCCUGUUCCCCCCACCCCUUCCCCCAUUCGGCCCUGGGGGGGGUGGGGGGCGGCACUGCGGGAAGAACCACAACUCGGGGGAUGAAAUUAAACGCAGAAUUUUAAACCCA